Molecule: messenger RNA, 2250 nt
Organism: Ogataea haglerorum
Lineage: Eukaryota; Fungi; Ascomycota; Pichiomycetes; Pichiales; Pichiaceae
Exons: 1
Coding region: 1-2250 (749 amino acids)
Biological process (GO): peptidyl-threonine phosphorylation; actin filament organization; protein autophosphorylation
Cellular component (GO): cytoplasm
Molecular function (GO): protein serine/threonine kinase activity; ATP binding
Source: RefSeq, a predicted model, not a curated record
AUGACCGCCGGAGCCCCGCCUUCGGUGUACAAGCCGGGCACCGCAUUGACUGUGGGCUCGCACAAAGUUGUCAUCGAGAAGUAUUUGUCCCAGGGAGGCUUUGCGCACGUGUACACGUGCCGUAUCAGCCCAGCCUGGCAAGAUCACAAAAUAGCAUGUCUGAAAAGAGUGGCCGUGCCCGACAAACCGACGCUGAACGUGCUUCGCCAGGAGGUCGACGCCAUGAGACGGCUCCAGGGGAAAAGCUGCAUUGUAUCGUACAUCGACUCGCACGCCUCGCGGAUGGCCAACGGGGUAGGAUACGAGGUGUUCCUGUUGAUGGAGUACUGUUCUGGCAACGGCCUGAUCGAUUUCAUGAACACGCGGCUGGUGAACAAGCUGAAGGAGCCGGAGAUUCUGCAGAUCAUGGGCGAGAUCACUGAGGGCGUGGCCCACAUGCACGCACUGAAUCCUCCGCUAAUCCAUAAGGACAUCAAGAUCGAAAACGUGCUGCUUUCCGCCGACAGGCACUACAAGCUCUGCGACUUCGGGUCGGCGUCGCCGCCGCUGAGGCCGCCGCGCAACGUCGAGGAGUUCGAGAUUCUGCAGAACGACAUAAUGAAGCACACUACGCCCCAGUACCGCUGCCCGGAAAUGAUAGACCUGUACAAAGGGCAGCCGAUCGACGAGAAGUCGGAUAUUUGGGCGUUGGGCGUGUUUCUGUACAAGCUGUGCUACUACACGACGCCGUUCGAGCAGAACUCCAUCAACGGCAACGGCAACCGUGGAGGCGGCGAGUAUGCCAUUCUGCACGGCCUGUACUCGUUCCCUCCUACUCCCCCGUACAGCGCAAGACUGAAGAACGUGAUUGCGAGGUGUCUGAUGGUGGACCCGAAGAAGAGGCCGACCGUCUUCCAGCUACUGGAGGAGGUGUGCAAGAUGCGCGGCGUUCCGUAUCCGAACAUCGCCAAGGCCGCAGACCAGUCGCAGAGCGUUCCUGCUGCGCAGCCACCACCUAUGCCGCGGCGGUUUGCGGCGACAGAGGAGCUUGCUGCCCCUUCGGUGAAAAACGCGGUAGCCAAGGUCCCUUCCAAAGAGCAUGGGUUGCAGAAGUCGUACUCUGAAAAAAUCAUGGCGAAGGACCCAUUUGCCACGCUCGACAAAACCAAGUUUGUGGCGCCGUCCAAUAACAAGUCCACGUCGGAUCUUGUGCAGUCGUUUGCGCGUCCUGGGGUCUCCGGAAGGGCCUCCAAGUCGCGCCCGCUCAGCAUGUCUGCCGCCAGCCUCCACAAACAGGCGUCUGCGCCCGUGUCGCGCGCCGACCUCAUCGAUGGCAUGACCAGGGAGGAGGUGCUGGAGCUCUCUCCGAACCACCACAACAACAUCAACAGCUCUGUCGACUUCAUCAAGAGCGCCACGCCACAGAGAACAGGCGACAGCUUCAAGUCGCGCUUUGCAAGCCUGAAAACGUCCAACACCGGCCACCAUAAACGGUCGAGCAUUUCCUCGAUUAAGGACCUGUUAACCGGCGGGAGAUCGCGCGAGUCGAGCAGAAACCCGUCCUAUUCUUCCAUCAGGAGCAGAAACCCGUCCGGCUCGAACCGCAGCACAGACUCGCUGCACGAGUUCACGACGAUCUACCGCGCGGACUCGAACUCGUGCUCGUCUGCGUCGGAAACGUUCGUCGAGGACGACCAGACCACGCCGCGCGCAGAAAAGCCCAGUGUGCCUGCGCACCGGCCGCCCAAACGGUCGAACUCGAUCCAGCGCAGAGUGCACAUGCUGCUGAACCGCAAGCAGUCGCCGCCUCCGGCGAAAACGGCACACGGGUACGGGAAAUACACCGAAAGCGACAGCAUGCCGCCGCCGGCGAAGGCCAAGGUCAACAAGAUCCCGAUCAAGGUGAUCACGCCCACCAGAACGACAAACACCUCGCCACCGCCGUUUGCUACGCCGAGCUCGUCAGCCACGUCGCCGUACUCCUCGCUGUCUGCGUCCUCGUCCCAUAGAGACGCCGGCGAGAAGCUGAGCUACCAGGACGCACUGCUGAGUCGCGUCAGCAGCGUCGAAGUGUCGACCCCGUCGACCCCGUUGCGGAACCGAUCGAGAACCAGCUCCAAGAAACCCCCACCCCGGCCAAAGAAACCGGAGCAUCUGAGCUCCAACAAGUCGACGCCCCAGAAGCCGCGGCCGGCGCGCGACAGCUUCAGCGACGACGACGUCGAGGCACUCGAAAGACGCUUCUACGAAAAGUUCCCCAGUGCAUUAUAG